AGAAUUUUUCAACGAAUUCUUUUCGAAAAUAUUUGACGUGCUGUUCUUGAGUGAAAAAGUUACACACACAAGCAAAGUCAUGACAAGAAAACGUUCGAGUCCGCUGGGACUCGAGGAGCUGGUGUCUCUUCUGGCCAUGCUGCUGAUGUUGCUGCCAGCGUUAACGCAAGCCGCCCCACUACAGGAAUACACGGAAGUUCAACAGUACCCGGAAGGCUGCUACUACAACUAUGCGCAUUAUAAUGAGGGUGACCGCAUCAUGACCAAUGAGCCGUGUCUCAACUGCACCUGCCACAAUCGCAUGCUUAUGUGCUAUCUGCGCGUCUGCCCAUUCACCAAGCCCAUUGGUCACGAUUGCAUUGUGGAGAAGCGCGAGGAUCAAUGCUGUCCCAUCAUUACCUGUCCAGAGGUUCCCGUCGACGUGCCUUAUCAUACACCCGAGCCAGGCACCGAGCUGAGCAUACCCGAAAAAUUCGGUUGCAGCAUUGAAGAGAAAUUCUACCCGGAAGGUGCACAGGUGCCCUCGAAUCCCAACAAGCCCUGCGAGCUGUGCUAUUGCAUUAAUAAUCAAACCAAAUGCGUUAUGCAGGAGUGCACCCUGCAUGUCGAUGGCUGCACACCCAUCUACAACAAAGGUUCCUGUUGUCCAGUGCGCUACAGUUGCGAUCAUGAGAAUGAUGUUCUUGAACUGGAGGAUCAGUCGACAACAACGACUACUGUUCGUCCAACGCCAGGCUUUAUUCUGACCACAACCAUGAGUCCAUCCGUUUCCACGGAUUGCAUUCACAAUGGCGAGAACUAUGCAGAUGGUGCUUCCAUCGAAGGCAAGAAUGCUUGCGAGCAUUGUUAUUGCAUGCGUGGCGAUAUUGUCUGUGCCGUCCAGGAAUGUGAAAUGCCAAUGACUACCGCCAGUGGCAAAUCCUGCCAUGCCAUGCCAGCCGCUGAGGGCGAAUGUUGUCCCAGCAAUUAUGUUUGCGAGGAUGAUAGUGCGACCACUGAAAUCAUUGAGAUUACCACCCAAGCGAUUAGCCGCGAUGAGGAUGGUAUUACCACAUCAGCACCAGUCAAGGAUAUUCACGGUGAAAUACCCAAAGAGGAUGUCGCUCUGCAGGAGCAUAUCGAUGAUCAGGAUACGGUUCCUGUCACUGAAAGCCCCGUUGAGGAGGUUGGCAGCGGCGAAGUCGAUCAAGAGGUCACCAGCCUUGCACCAGAGCAUGACGAUAAGGUUAAGGAACAAGAGCCUGCGCCUUCUACUACUGCUACUGAUUCUAGAAUUGAUAUUCCCGUUGAGUCAUCCACGACGACCUCUGCUGAGGAAGUCAGCGGCGAGGAGGAUGUUGUUAAGGCCACAACACCAAGCACACUGGAAGCUGCCAAGCCAGCCGAACCCACCAAGGAAGGAAGCGGUGCAGAAGAGGGUAGCGGUGAGGAUGAAGAUUCUACAGCCAUACCUGCUAAGACAACCAGUGAGGAAGACAAAGACAAAGAGAUGGUCAGUGCUACAACGCCUGCUGGAGAUGUUACCGACAAGGAGGAUGUUGCCAAGGGUACAACUCCCGCCGAGGAUGUCAGCGAUGAGGAUGAUGUUGCUAAGGGUACAACUCCCUCUGCAGAUAUUAGUGAUAAGGAAGAUUCUUCCAAGGGUACAACUCUUGCCGGCGAGGAUGUCAGCGGUGAAGAAGAUAUCGCCAAGCCUACAACUCCAGCCAAGGAAGUCAGUGGAGAUGAGGACAUGGUCAAGGCUACAACUCCUGCCGGAGAUGAAAGCGUUGCACAGGACACUGAUAAGCCUACUAAAGAUGAAAGCGCUGAAAAAGAUACCGACAAACCUACAACGCCUGCUGGCGAUGUUAGUGAUGACACUGAUUUUGUCAAGGCCACAACUCCAGCUGGAGCCGCAAGUGAAGAGGAGGGAGAUAAGGCAACUACUUCUGCUGAAGACAUUAUCGGUGAUAAGGAUAUUGUCAAGGUAACAACCCCAGCUGGACCAGUUAGCGAUGAGAAGGUCGACAAGGCUACAACUCCUGCUGAAGACAUUACUGGUGAAGAAGACUUGGUCAAGGCAACAACUCCUGCUGGUACAGUUAGUGAUGAGAAGGUCGACAAGGCUACAACUCCUGCUGAAGACAUUACUGGUGAAGAAGACUUGGUCAAGGCAACAACUCCUGCUGCACCACUUAGCCAUGAGAAGGAGGACGAAGCAACGUCUUCCGCUGAAGGCAUUACUGGUGAUGAAGAUGUUGCCAAGGCCACAACUCCUGCUGGAGCAGUUAGCGAUGAGAAGGUCGACAAAGAUACAGCUGUUGAUGAAGACAUUAGUGAUGAUGAAGAUUUGGUCAAGGCAACCACUCCUGCUGGAGCAGUUACUGAUGAGAAGGUCGACAAAGAUACAACUCCUGCUGAAGACAUUACUGGUGAAGAAGACUUGGUCAAGGCAACAACUCCUGCUGGUACAGUUAGUGAUGAGAAGGAAGAUGAGGCGACAACCUCCGCUGAAGAUAUUAGUGAGGGCGAAGAUGUUGUCAAAGCCACAACUCCUGCUGGAGAUGUCAGUGUUGCCGUGCACAAGGAGACGACUCCUGCCAAGGAUGUCAUUGGUGAUGAUGAAAUCGUUAAGGCUACAACUCCGGCUGGUGAAGAACCCAUUAAAGAUUCUGAAUCGGUUACAACUCCUGCUGCAGCAGUUAGUGGAGAUGAGGAUGUUGAUCAGACUACGAGUCUUGCCGGUGAAGUUAGCGGUGAGGAAGACAAGGAUAUUGUCAAGCCAACCCCGAGCACAACAUCUGAUGAAGACGAUACGGUCAAGGCUACAACUCCUGCUAAGGAAGAUGAGACUAGCGUUGAGAUUACCAAGUCUACCACUCCCAAAACUGUGGAUGAGCAAGAGACAACCGACAAGGAUGCCAGCAAGGAUGAAGAUGUCCAGACCUCCACCACUGAAGGCGUUAGUGCCCAGGAUAGUACAGAGAGCACUUCAGAAGAGGAGAAACCAGCAGUACAGAGCACCACGGGUUCGCCCGUAUUUGCUGAUGAGAAGGAAGAGCAGGCAACAACUGCGCUCCCGACUUCAGAUGAUGAAAGGGAGCACGAUCAAACAGAGCAACCCAAAAAGGAUGCAGUGGAGUCGACCACUCCCAAAGCAACAUCAACUGGAAAGAUUGACGAAGACACAUCUACUGAAGCAGAACCAGAUAUCGUGGCUUCAGUUGACAAGCAGACCACUGGUAGCGCCGACAAGCAUGAGGAUGAAGAUGCAGCUACCCAAGCUACACCGGCCAAGUCUGAUAUUAUUCCGGAUGUGGAUCAAAGUACAGCCAAGCCACACGAAGGAGAUGAGUCGUCAACCGAUAAGCCGACAGAAGUUUAUCUGCCACCUGUCACCGAGAAAGUUGAUUUCAGCACCGAAAUUCCCUAUACAAGUGACGAAGAUAUCACUGCAUCCACAUCUGAAGAGGAAACGCCAGAGCCAGCCAAGGUUACUCCCGUUGACAGCCAAAAGGAUAUUACUCCUACAUUGGCUCCCGCUGCAGAAGAUGAGACCACUGACGCUGAGAUGCCAGACAUGCAGCUGCCAGCAAUUAUACCUGGAGAGGGUGACUGCCUGGUCGAUGGAAAAACCUAUGCCAACAACACCAAUGUGCCAGCAACAACACCCUGCGACGUAUCCUGCAAGUGUAUCAGCAGCAUUGUCUCCUGCACGCCAAUGGAGUGCAAAAUUCCCGAGGACCGCGAGAAGUGUAUCCUGGCUACUGACCUCCUUGACGGUUGCUGUCCAACUUACAUUUGUGAGGGUGACUCCUCGACUGAACAGCCCGCUGAUUCGACUUCAGAGGACAAGUCGACAACUGUCAAACCAGACGCAAGUGAAAAGCCUGUUGAAAGUAUCGAUCAUAGAAUCGAUUCGACUGAAGAAAUACCAAAGGAUGUCAUUAUGCCUUCUGGCAUUACUGAGCAGCCAAUGUCUCACAUUAAGCCCGAUGACGAAACAUCUUCAGUAACUACAACAAUGCCCGGUCUGGAGGAAGACACAACUCCCAAAGAGAUCAAGAAACCAACCGAAGAUCGUCCGUCCGAAGAAGAUAAGGAUGACAUCGUGCCUGUUACCGCUGCCCCUGAGAAAAAGCCAACUACACCAGAAGAGGAUGCUGAUAAGCCAACUGAAACUGAAUUGCCAACAUCUGAUGAAACUGGCAAGCAACCUGCUCAGGAACCAAUGACAACACCCGCAUCGAUCUCGGAUGACGAACAAAAGCAGACUGAUGAAACAUCGGAUGCCACGACAGUCGCCCCUGUUUCCGAGGAACAGAAACCAACUAAGGAUGAGAAGCCCGUUGACGAAAAGAUUGACACACCAGAAGAUAAGAUUACGAUUACUACUCCUCCAUCCGAUGAAACAUCUACCGAAUCUGAUGAAGAGCCGUCAUCCACUGAGUCGCAUGUCGGAGAUCUUGAUAAGAAACCAGUUGAAGAAGAUCUUGUGGAUAAGGUCACAACAGUGGCCCCGUCUUCUGAUGAGGAGCCUACUGACGAGAAGCCCACUGAUGAAACGUCUUCUGUUAAAAAGCCUUCUGAUGAAAAGCCUUCUGACUCUACUGAAGACAUCAGUGCUGAUACAACUCUGCGCCCUGAUGCCGAGGAGGACCAAGACACCAAGAAACUGUUUGUUCCAACCACUGAGAAGUCCACAGAACCAGAAGAGGAUGUCACGAAACCUGCAGAAGCAGAUGAAGAAACAAGCACCGAGGCUGAUAUUGAACAGAAACCAGCUUAUGUAUUGGACACUGCAUCCAAGGCUCCAGCUACUGAGGAGGACAAAGAAACAUCUGAUGACGUAUCCACAACUGUGGCUCCAACAACCGAUGAUGAUGUAUCGAAGGUUCCCAAACUCCCUGUGGACAUCUCCGGAGCCGAACCAGCAACAACUGUGGCCUCCGAUGUACAGGAGGGUGAGAAGAAACCAGCCCAUGAUGGAACAACUCCCACAUCGGCCGACAAUGAAAUUGAGCCAGCUGUUACUGUUUCUCCGACCGUUCCAGACAAGGAAGAUGCUGAGAAACCAUCUAUCGCAAUCACACAAGAUACUAUUGUUCCUUCCACCAUUAGCCCAACACAUGAGAAGACUCCAGAAGACAUUAUUGAUGAGGUGUCAACUGCUACUGUUGCUCCUGUUUCUGAUGAUACUAGGAAGCCAGAGGACGAAUUGGUUGCCUCAAUACUUUCAUCCACAGAGGCCGACAUUGAUAAGGAAACAGAAGCACCCUCAAUCUCGACAUCUACACCUUCCGAUAAGAAGGAUCAAGAAGACAAGAUUGACACCGCCACAGAUGAUGUACCAAUUGAAGAAGAACCCAUAUCUUCGACAGAUAUGCCUACUUCUGACAAACCUGAGGAUGCUACACAGAUUGUGCACGUUACUGAGCAACCACAAACGCCAGAGGACACAAUUACACCUUCAACUUCUGCAACAUCUGUCCAAGACGACGACCAUAAGGCUCCCGUGGAUGAAGUUGACGAGGAUCUGGCUGCCACAACUGCAGUUCCCUCAGCUCAAGACGACACCAAGAAGUCAACUGAUGAAGAUGCAACUUCCACACCUUUGGGUGCCGAUGAGGACAGUAAGCUUGGAACUACCACUGUUCCUAGCAUUGCAGACAAAAAGGAAGAGAAGCCAUCUGACGAAACUGCAUCAACCUCAGCGCCAGUCACAGGAGAUGAGAAGGAAACACCAGAAGAUAAAUAUGAUGCAGCAACCAUUGCUCCUAGCUCUGACGAGAAGAAGGAACAGAAACCGACUGACAAAGUGGAACCCGUUGAUAUGGGAGUUUCUGUGCAAUCAACUGAUGCGCCACUGGAAGAUGUAUCUACGGAAUCUGGUGAGCAGCCGGAAGAUGAACUUUCCCCAUCAACUGCAAAGACACCCAUCGAAGUGGCUACUGAAACAGCGACAAAGACGCCAACUGAUGUUGAGCCUGAAGACUUGGACAAAUACACCACAGUUGCGCCAUCUUCAGAAAAAGACACUUCGAAACCACCUUCUGAAAAGGAGCCCACAACUUCUGGAGAGGAAGAUAUUCAGAGUUCAACAACUGUUCAGCCAGCGCCAACUGAUGACAAGAAGAUGCCACCAUUGCCUACACCUCCAUCAUCAAUUGAGCCACAAAAGGAAACCAAAAAACCUGUUUCUUCUGAUGAAACUGACAUCACAACUCGUCUUCCAUCUACGGAAGAUGAUGGCGCACAUAUACCCAGUGAUGUGGCCCCGACAGCAGCUCCUGCUGACGAAGAUGAAGACAAGUCAGACGCAACAACUGUUGCACCAGCUGAAGAAGGGAUUGAAAAAGAACCAGCAGAUAAACAGAAACCAGAAGAUAGCUCUGAAUCCACAGCAGCUCCUCAGCCUGACGAAAGCGCAGAGCCCUCCGAAAAACCCUCUUCUACAGCUGCUCCCUCAAGUGAUGGUCUGGAAGGUGAUGAGUUUGAUGCAACAGAGCGUCCCUCUGAGGAACCAGAUAAGAAACCGAUUGAACCGCAGAUUGCAUCCACAGCUACUCCCACUGAGGAGGAAGCUAAACAGACAAGCACAUCAACUACCACUUCCAUCAAGGCUGAAAUUUCUACUCCUACUGCUGAUGAAAAGAUCGAUAUUGGUACUACGCCUGCAGGAGUUGCUCAAGAUGGGGAUGGAGUUAGCGAUAAGACAGAAGAUACUGGUGUCACAGAGCAAGCUCCUGUUGGUGAUACCAUUGCCACAACACCUGAAGCCGACGCAGAUCAAGAAUCACCAAUACCGACCACGCCUAAGACUCAAACUUCGCCUGAUACUACAGUCAGUCCAAUUAUUGUUCCUGGUGCUGAAGAUGUGGAUACCAAGCCAAUGGACGAUGGCAUGUCACAAACUGACGAAGGAAAAGAACCCAUUGAGGACAUCGAAACUGCCACAACUUCUGCUGAAGAUGCUGACAAGACUACCGUUACAGUUACUCCUAUUGCUCAUGACGUUGAAGCAACCAGCGAAGAUAGCAAGAAACCAUCUGACACCGAAGAUGUGGGUGAGGAAACGACAGAGCCAAGUGCUGCUCAGGAUGAAGACACCACUGAUCAAACUACUGGUGCUAAACUGAAGCCGCCAGCACCAGUGCCAACAACGGAUGAAACUGUCACUAAGACACCUUUGGACGAGGACGAACAAACUGGCAAGCCAGACCUGGACAAGGACACACCAGUUAAGUCCACUGAAGCACCAGAGUCUGAGGAACAUACCAUUAAGCCAUCAUAUGUUAAGCCAAGCUUGGAUUCGACUGAGGAGGGUGAGGAGUCUACAGAGUCGGAGGAGGAGCACACUCCUCAGGUUCCACACAAGGAAGACAAGGGAAGUGAUGAAUCCAAGGAAUCCGGGGAGACAGCUACUGAGCCCGCUCAGAAGAAACCCGAGUCAGAAGAGCCCGAAGUACCAGCUGUUGUCUCUGAGAUACCACAUACAACAACAAAGCCGGAAGAAGCAUCCACAGAGAUUGCGAGCGAGGAACCCGCCACAGAGCAACCAGAUAUUCCCAGAAUCACAAUGCAUCCAUUGUUCGCAUCGCACUUCACCAGCACCACCAAGGCGCCUGUUAUCGACAGCAAACUGGGUGUGGGUGAAACGGAAGCUACACCAACAAAAGAGACGACAACCGAAUCCCCGGUCACAACAACAACAGCAACGAGUCCACACCUGGAGCCCAUCACACCACCAAGUUAUAGCCAAUCACCACAGUAUCCAUCCUAUCCCGAGGACGAAUACGACGAGGAGGAGGUCUUUGGACCAGGCACCUGUCGCUAUGCGGGCAAGAUCUAUGUGUCUGCCCAGCAAAUACCACGUGACGAUCCUUGUGACUUCUGCUUCUGCUUUAGAAGCGACAUCAUCUGCUUGCAGCAAUCUUGUCCGCCACCAAUUGCUGGCUGCCACGAGGAGCCAAUCUCUGGCUUCUGUUGUCCACGAUACGAGUGUCCCGUCUCAAUGGCCGCUGUGCUCAACAUAACGACAAGUACAACAACCACAAGCACCACACUGCCACCACACUUCUUGAACUACUCUCACGGUGAUGCCGUGCAACAUACCGGCUGUCUCAUCAACGGCCGUUCAUACAAGGUGGGCGAACCCAUCGAAUCCACAAGUGGUCCCUGCAUCAGCUGCACUUGCGGUGGUGAUGGCAAGAUGAAGUGCGAUCCACAACAAUGCGUUCCGGAGCCAACAAUGCAGCAGGUGAUGGCUGCUGUGGCGUCUGGCCGUAAAAGAUGAACCACCAGCCAUGCACACUAAAUAUAAUUUUAACUAAUUUUUAAGCACUGCAAACAAACAAUCACAGAAAAGAAAAGAAAAGUAAAAACAUAAAAAAAACAGACGAAUCCCAAAUUGCACCCACAGAGCUGCAUUCCUCACGUUUUUCGAAAGGAACAAGAAUAACAACAAAUGAAUAGAAAAUAGACUCCGGUAACAGAAAUAGAACAGAAAACAAUACGAAAGGUGCCAAAAACUGGUGAAAAUAUAUGCAACCCACUAAUAAUAUCAGAUCAGAAAUCGUAAUAGUAACUUUAAGUUUUAACGCACUUUUUUCCAAUUUGAAUUCCAAUUUUGUUUCGGAUUAGGUUACGUGACGAAGCAACCAGUGAUAUUGUACUGUAUACAUAGUAUAGGUGCAAUUAAUUUAGAACGCGAUCACUAAAAAAAAUUAAUUACUUACAGCCCCCCAAAAAAAAAAAAACCCCUCCCUUUAACAAUCCCCAGCAGCGUUCGACGAGCCUUGUAAAGUCGUUUCUUGUGUCGAUAAAUAAUGCAACCGCUUUCAGGAGAGACUCAAAUCCUAAUUCAAAAAACAUUUGCACAAUUAAUGACUUUACGAAGCCGCGACGGAAAAGCUAUGGAAAAAGAACCGUUUCUUUUUGGUUAGCAAUAACACUUUUUCUUCAAUGCGCUUUUAUAGAAUUUUAGUCACUUUAUAUAUUUUA
Drosophila grimshawi is the source of this 8985-nucleotide messenger RNA. RefSeq names its product mucin-2. Lineage: Eukaryota; Metazoa; Arthropoda; Insecta; Diptera; Drosophilidae. Bases 80 to 8278 code for a protein of 2732 amino acids. The record is from RefSeq and is a predicted model, not a curated record. Gene Ontology annotation, molecular function: protein binding. The transcript has 9 exons.